ACGAACUUUAUUCCCAAUCCUCUCUGUCUUAUUUAUAAUAUUUAGAUUUAUUUAUGAAGUGAGGACGAGAUCACAGACUCUGAGACAAAAAAAGCAGAAAUCUAAACAGCUGACAGAGGUGAGCGAGGAGUGGCCAGCAGCUGUACUAUGGACAGAGAGGGUGUGGCCACACCUGAGAGUUUCACCUGAGAACAAAAUAAGCACAGACCUCACCUGGUGACUGAGUCAGUGUCAGCGCUGCGAGGACAAACUUUGACUUUGGAUUAUCGCCUCAGAACUUUCAGGGUCAUCAUGGAGCCGCUGUCCACACGGUUAAAGCUGCUUUUGCUGUUUCUGGUGACAAUCCAGCAGAGAACAGAGGCGAUGGAGGUGGCGUCCACGGGGCCGCAGACCAUUCAGAAAGCCCAGGGCGCGACGGUGAAGCUGGCCUGCACCUACACGCCGGGCCCUGAGGACACCGGGGAGCUGGACAUCGAGUGGUCCAACGUCAGCCCGGACAUGACGCAGAAAGACCAGCUGCUGUUGUCGUUCACGGGAGGCCGGAUGCUUCAAUACGGCGACCCGAGCGUCUCCAGCAGGCUCAAGUUCACGGGGAACCCCAAGCUGGGGGAUGCCUCCAUCUCCAUCUCCGACGUGAGGCUCUCCGACACCGCCACCUACCACUGUAAGGUGAAGAAGGCGCCGGGCGUCGACACGAGGAAAGUCACUCUGGUGGUGAUGGUUCCUCCAUCCACUCCAAAAUGUUGGGUGGAUGGCGGCGAGGAGCGAGGCGGCACCGUCUCCCUCCGGUGUGAAUCCUCCGUGGGGUCCACGCCGCUCAGCUACACCUGGACGAGGGAGAGCGGAGGUGCGAUGCCGGCCGCCGCGACACAAGACCCGCAGAGAGGAGAGCUCCUCAUAAAGAACCACUCAGACAGCAAUGUUGGAAACUACGUGUGCGAGGUGAAGAACGCCGUCGGCAAGGCGCAGUGUAAAUACGCACUGCACGCUUACAACCGUAAGUCUGUCACUAUCCUGAGGGAAGAUUUUAUUUUUAAAUAUUUGCUCGUAAAACAGCAAAAAGUACCAGAGCUGAACUCUGUUUCCACCACAACAGGCGGGCGUCAUCGUCGGGGGGGAUCGGCGCUCUCCUGCUGCUGCUCCUCCUCCUGCUCCUCAUCUGGCUCCGAUCUGCUGCUGGCCACCAAGCGCCGCUUAUCAGAAGAGGUCGCGACGAGGAUCAAGGUUCGUUAUCGGAGCUUCGAAGAACACGAUGAUAAAUCAUCACGCGUGUUCAUUCAUGUGACUUACCACCACCACCACGACCACACCACACCGGACCCCCCACCACCACGACCACCACGACCACGACCACCAACCCCCCCACCACCCACCACCACCACAACAACCACGCAGACACACGGACCACACCACGACACCACACCACGGACCAUGCACACCACACCCACGACGACCAUCGACCACCCGACCCACCAGACCACCACCACACACGACCACACCACUCACCACCGGACACGACCGACCACGACCACAAACCCCCCACCACCACCUGACCACCUCCCACCACAACCACCACGCCACGAACCACACACCAACCACCACCCACCAGAUACCACCACCAACACAGAAACCCACACACACCACCAUCGACCACGCCGACCAACGACCACCACCACGGCCCCCGAGACCGGAGACACCACCCACCACCGACCACAACCACACCACAUCACAACCCCGUACCACGACGACCACGACGACCACAACCACUACCACAAACCACCACCAGACCACCCGACCACACCCACCACGAGACACACCAAGACCACACGACCACGACCGGAACAACACGACCGGACACCACAACACCACACACACCGACCACCACCACGGACCACCACGCACAACCAACCACACACCCCACGACCCCCACCACCGGACACACCACCCCGACGACCACGACGACCACGACCACGACCACAAACCACGACCACGCCGGACCACGGACCACGCCACAAACCACGACCACGACACGAUCCGCAACACCAGACCACCAUGACCACAACCACGACACGACCACACGCCAGAAAAAACCCCCCUCCCCCACACCACCCCGACCCCACCACCACACCCCGACCACGACCACACCCACCACCACACCACCACACCACAACCACCACCAGACCCGGACCACACCCACAACCCCGACCACGACAACCACCACCACCACGACCACCACGACCACCACCACGACCACGACGACCACGACCACAACCACCACCACGACGACCACGACCACGACCACAACCACCACCACCACCACGACAACCACCACCACCACGACCACCACGACCACAUCAUCAUGUGACUUACAGAUGUGCUGUUUCCUGCAGGGAGGACGCUCCGGCUCCAGAGAGCAGACCGACCAGCAGAAACUCCAGUUUCCGCUCGGUGAUGGGGUAUCGAACUCACCCCGGGGUGCAGUACAGCUCGGUGAGGAACCACCACAGGGAAUCGGGCCGCAGCGCCGUCUACACAGGAGGGAGUAAUGGCACAUCACAGCCGAUCGCGGCGGAUCGACCCGCCCCCCUCCAGUACGACCAUAAAUACGGAUACCCCGUGUGACCUUCAGGCCUCAAACAAACCAAGCAAACGAAGAAAAGACUCUUUGUAAAGUUUGAAUGGUGCAAUAUAAUAUACUGGAGAAUACUGGGAGUGCUGGGAUGGAUGAACACAAACUGCUAUAAUGCACAAGAUGAAGAAGAGGUUCUCAUAAUUUAGCUGGGACUGUAUGUAAAAUGUAAAUAUCCGGAAUAUAUAUUUUCAUUGUUUUUUUUCUAUGACGCAAAUGUAGCUUAAUCAAUUUAUCACCUUUUUUUAAAGAAAGAAAUUACGUGUGCAAUAAAACAUUUUUUUAAGGAGA
This is a messenger RNA of Larimichthys crocea (large yellow croaker), 2920 nucleotides long. RefSeq names its product bromodomain-containing protein 4. The coding region runs from base 292 to 2622 and encodes 776 amino acids. NCBI's taxonomy places the organism in Eukaryota, Metazoa, Chordata, Actinopteri, Sciaenidae. The transcript has 8 exons. The record is from RefSeq and is a predicted model, not a curated record.